ACCUUGACGUAGUUUUGCCCCGGCCCCUCUAACGUUAGCGGUCUUCCAGUUGCAUCUCAGCCCAGCAUCUCACUAACAAGCCCCACACCGCCCACUAACAGCCCACCAUUCACACUGGAAAGAGUAGAAACUUGCCUCACUGAAAGAUCAAUUCCUCGAAACAUCGCGACGGCGAACAAUUGGCAGAGGGUGAUCACCCCCGCACAGCUUUCAUAACCCCCCUAGACGCUCCGCCGCUUUUGCGCGUACAACUUUCGAACCACCGUCAGGAUGGCUCCUAAAGGCAAACAAGAGGAGAAGAAAAAGGCCCCCUCCACGGGGGCCAAGGCCCUUGAGGACAAGACCUUUGGCAUGAAGAACAAAAAGGGUGGUGCGGCACAGAAGCAAAUCAAACAGAUCCAAUCCUCCAUGAGCAACAGUGUCGAGGCCAAGAAGAAACAGGCAGCACAGGAACAGAAAGCUCGAGAGAAGAAGGCCCAGGAGGAUGCCCAACGUGAAGCCGCUCUGCUGUUGAACAAGCCAGCACAAAUCCAGAAGGUACCUUUCGGUGUCGAUCCCAAGACGGUUGUGUGCAUAUUCUACAAGAAGGGCGACUGCGAGAAAGGCAAGAAGUGCAAGUUCUCUCACGACCUCUCUGUAGAGCGAAAGACGGAGAAAAAGAAUCUAUACACCGACGUCAGAGCUGAGGAAGAAGAGAAAAAGAAAGCAGAGACAUCAGCCGACUGGGAUGAGGAGAAGCUGCGAAAGGUUGUUAUGUCCAAGAAGGGCAACCAACAAACCAGUACCGACAAGGUCUGCAAAUUCUUCGUCUCAGCUAUCGAGGACGGCAAAUACGGUUGGUUCUGGGUAUGUCCAAACGGUGGCGACCAAUGCAAAUAUAAACACGCUCUCCCGCCUGGGUAAGUCAGAUACUUUAGCAUCCUGGGAAAUUUGCUGCUAACCUCCCUCAAGUUUCGUGCUCAAGACCAAGGAA
Truncatella angustata is the source of this 973-nucleotide messenger RNA. RefSeq lists its product as uncharacterized. The transcript has a single exon. Gene Ontology annotation, biological process: cytoplasmic translation. The record is from RefSeq and is a predicted model, not a curated record. Gene Ontology annotation, cellular component: cytosol. The coding region runs from base 271 to 903 and encodes 210 amino acids. Gene Ontology annotation, molecular function: mRNA binding; metal ion binding. Lineage: Eukaryota; Fungi; Ascomycota; Sordariomycetes; Amphisphaeriales; Sporocadaceae.